AUGAUAAUCGCAUGCUACAUGUGCUAUACACACGAACAUGUUUGGUUCUGCCAAGGUCAGCAGUUGCAGCAGUGCUGCACGACUGAAAAAAUAAAAGGAAGUGUGAGAAAAAAAGUGUCCAACGGGAAAGCAGCCCCCUGUGGGAACCCCUCUGAUCAGGCGGCUCGCGGCGCAACAGACCUCCACACCCAGCACCGGCUCUAGAGGGCGAACCAGAGGCUAAACUGCCCAGACAACACGAGAGGUAUUGAAUGCAUGGGAUAACGGCCGGCACAGGUCGUGCUGACAGAUGACCCGUCGGAGAGGUAGGCGGGGCAACCGGGCUGGUGGGGCUAACAACCCCACAGGUCAACCGGCUACGCUACCGGAUACGCCUCGGAACCAGCCUGGGAGCUCUAGUACACCCGGAAGCGGGGGUUUGCAGCCAGCAUGGGACCUUCGUCAGCUUAACGAAGGCACGCUAACCCCGCGUACUCCAGUGGUCGACAACUCAGGGGGAGACGUAACAAGUGAACGUCCACGGAUCGGGAGCAGGAGAGAGAGCAACCUAAUCACUGAGGUGCGCACCCCCCACGCCGCGACAAAGCGCGACGCGAGAGAUUCCGGUGCACGCGUCCGUCGGACGGGAGUAAAAUCCCGGUCAGGCAGGAAGCGCAGGAAAAGGCCCUCUGUUGGUGUCACGGGUGGUGGCCUACCGAAUCUUGAGGGCAAGCUCGAGGAGGAGGAUUACUGCACACAGCAGGGCGAGGCGAGGAGGGAGGCAUCGGCCCCUAAAGCUCGCGCGAUUGCCAAAGACGAACGGCGAAAAGCAGAGUCCGCGGGGAAUCACCCCGUUGAUCCUCGGCGUAGGAGUCACGGCGGGAACCCAAGACAAGCCCGUUAUCAGCCUGGAAAGCGGAAUGCGGGUAGGAGAGUUUCUGCCCCAGCGGUGCUAUCUAUGCUAUCUAUACGCCAACCAACAAGCAAGAAGUGAAGAAAGGCGUGCGAGCGUAUGGAAUGCGGAUGGGUUACAGACCACCCUGGCACCGCGUGUAGCAAAUGUCCCGGGUAGUGCACUCGGACGACGAUAAGCUAUGUUCGGCACGCCACAGGUCUCCGAAUGACGACGGUUUCAAGCACCUCCGCCCGGACUGGUUAGGGCGAGCAGUAGACUUCGUGGCCGCGUGGACACAAGGAGAGAAAAACCUCCCUCCAGCCCUCGUGCGAGACUUUAGGCCCAGCAAUGACUGCCUCUGCGCACGCCCAGACUGCUUCCUAGCUUUUGUCGCCAAGAGAAUGGAGGGCAGAGUCUCGUGUUUGCGGUACUUGUGGGUAACGGAAAUCGGGCAAGAGCAUCGUAAGGUGGUACCCCAUGGAUGCUGUAGAUGACGAUGUCGCGGAGGGGAACGCAGCGGUGAGCGAUGACCUUUGGUGGUGCGGCCGCUGCUUUCAGAAACGGUUGGACGGCAAAAAGAGAGACGAGAAACAGCCAGAGCGCCCAGCGAACAAUGCGCAUAGAUCGAGGGGUGAGGCGCCGGUGCCUCCAGAUCCGUUGGACACGGUGCGCGCUAUGGUGGAAGAAGUCGUCCGUCGAGGUAAGAUCCUGUACUGGCAGGACGUCGCCGAUUGGGUAACAGCGGAACGCGCGAAGCUUGGCAUGGAGGAGUUGCAAGGUAGAUACCCAAGAAAAUCGUCCGGGCCAUAUUUGCAAGCAUCGAGGAGUCCGGGACUUUACGCUUGGUCAGUCACGAGCCAACACAUGGAGACGCACGCGAGCGAGAACUUUUCCUCUUCCCAAACACCCUUGGGGACGAGCAUCUCGUUGACUUAAUGCUGCGUGCUCGCCGUAAUGCACCCGUACAGCCACAUUCCAACCAGCUAGCGGAUAAGGGCGGGUCUCUCAAGUUGAUUCUGGAGGAAGUCGAGAAGGACACGGAGGACGCAAACGCAAGGAUGUCCGUCGUGCGGGAAGCUGGCACAAAUUGUUCGAGCCGACGUGGAGAGUGAUCCUGCCCUGAAGAACACCCCCGGGACGCGCGAGAAGCAUCGCUACGCCCAUGAGUUGGACAUGAAAGUGAAGCCACCCAGAGAGAAUCUACUAACCGCGUUUCCAUCGGCCUUGGUUGGGUUAUACCAAAGCAUGACAAACAUGGCACUGUAUCGCGAGAUCGUCGCAUCAGAGACCGAGCAUCCUGGAGUGCCCUGGGUAUGGCAGACCGAAGGGCGAGACGGACGGCACCCUACCACCCCGGGCGACUUGGAGGGCGAGGACGGUGAUGGAGAAAAGAAGGAUGAGGUCAGUCAACCAGCAGUGACGGUGUCGUUAGGGCCACGAACCGAGGAACAGGCCAGACAUAUCGACAGCCUUAACCGCGACAGGCGAUCCACGCAUCGUAGGCUUCUAGUGAUGUAUACGGUGGUGGUGAAGGCCAUUUUUCGUGGUCGGCACAUUGGUUCGCACGACAUCGAAGGGGCUCAGUGGGCAAAGUCUAAGGGUACGUGUCGCGAUGUGAUCAACUUUGUAGCACGGUUUGUGGGCGACGACGUCGCAAAUUCAGCACCGAGAAGAUUUCCACGCGAGGUUCGUAGAGGACAAGGACCUCCUGAGCCGGGACGCCGAGUGCGCCGCCAUUCCCCUGGACAACUGAUGUUGACCCGAGGUUGGAGUUGGCCAGGGGGAGGGGCCUCACCUUCUGUUCAUCGCUGCGACGGCACUGACGGUAGGGCCCGACGUAGGUCGAAUGGACAACUGGUGGUUGGUAAAUAGCCGGGGAUCUCUUACGGUGGAAGACGUCCUUGUGGGGCCGAAGCGGGACCGGGAGGACGGAGCACGGCGGUAUAACGAGUUUUCGGUCGAACUCUACCGCGGCGUAUUCGCUGAGGCGCGGAACAACUCCGACAGGGCUGCGGCAGACACAUGCUUCGAGUCUGAACUCCGCACGGCCAUCACACCCGAGGGCAAAUCGCCGCAGCAACUGCGAUACGCGUUCAUCCAGAAGGGUUCCACCAAGCGUUUCAGCGAUAUGAAGGGAGCCAUCCAGCGCGUACAAGGUAUCUGGUGUGGCUCCCUAGCCGGUAAGGCUGUUGCACCAUUCAUACUCGGUGGGGACGAGGAGACAUACAGGCACAUGUACCACGUCAUGGCACAGGAGCCGCGCGAGUACCGACAAGUCCGCCGCUACCCCGGCGAUUGGAAUUUGCUGUUGCACAUGGCCAAGGUGAUGCUUAGGCGGUACUGGGGUGCUGGCGUGGAAUUUCGUGGCGAAGGAUUUGGGCACAGCCGGGUCGAAGUCGGGGGAGGGGAGCAACUACCGUCGGGCCCACCACCACAUAACGGCGUUUUGGGCGGCGUUUAUGGCUCUGUGUCGACAGGGAUACUUGAAGAAUUUGCCGACGCCAGGUGACAGACAGGUGGAAGAGGACAAGGUGGUCGACGGGGGUGUAUUGGGAAUGGGGAUGUUGCGCCCGGCAUUAUUGCACUUCAGAUCUCCAAGUCGUACCGGAAGAUCGUGUGGUCUGAUGUAUCUAACUCCAUGUUUCAAUGACAUUUUUCGCGCGUCCUUGUUGGUGGUUGAACAGGUCCGCCCGUGCUUCACUGCCGUUGGAUGCAUCCGUCCACGAAAUACGACGACCUCGGGGUACGACAUAUCAGACGGACGAACAGCGCGCGCGUUCUCCCCUGUAUUUCCCUACCCAGUUGCGCAGGGAGGUGGACGGGGGGGAUUAUUUUUCGGCCGCGCUGGGUGUCUGUUGUUUAUUGGCAUAGUAUUUUGUUAGUCGCAAACUGCCUGAAAGGUACGGGGGUGCUGUGUGCGUUCCGGGCCUGUCUGUGUCGUUUGUACUGACUGUAAAUAAGGUGUUCGUUGUUUCCUUCAGUUCGGGCAUGAUGUUGAUAGGUGUGGGCAACCCGGGGGGGGCAGUCUUGUGUGCGGUGUUCGUGUGCAAGUAUUUCCUCGCGUUUUCGACACACCAAAUGCUCAGUGCGUACAAUGUAUUCCUAUGCUUUGAGAAAAAAUACUUCAACAAUUA
This is a messenger RNA of Ectocarpus sp. CCAP 1310/34, 4008 nucleotides long. Lineage: Eukaryota; Phaeophyceae; Ectocarpales; Ectocarpaceae. The record is from the annotation of a GenBank genome assembly.